AUGUUAUGGAUAUCUUCAAGAGACACGGAGAUCACGGCCACGAAGAAAAGAAACACGGUCAUGGACACCAGACAGAGGAUGGAGCGAGACAGCACUUCCUCGCUUGCCUUUACUGCUUCUGUCUCACACUUUGUCUCACUCUUUGUUGCUAAACAAAGGCUGAAGAGAAGGGAUUUGGGGGCCAGUUCAGAUACAGCAAUCUCUACAAUUGAGAAAUUCAUCGAUACACCAAAGAACCUCACAUCAAGACUAGUUGGACACCCCGCCUGGUCUGCGACUCUCCCGGUGCGCAAGACAAUUGUUGUUGUGGCAUAUGCUGCUUUCAUCGCGCUUCUCAUCACCUACAAGUCCAUCAAACGUGACGGCACUUUUCACGAGCGUAUCGCCUUUCGCGCAGCAUGGAUCACAGCAACACAGACGUCCCUACCCUUUCUCCUCGCAGUGCGCGUCAAUCCAAUUGGUCUUUUACUGGGAACUUCAUACGAGAGGAUCAACUGGUUCCACCGAUGGGCAUCAAGAGUCUUUUUCGCCAGCGCCACCAUCCACGGAGGCUUUUUUACAUACGAGUGGCUCGCAGCCAGCUUCUUCUGGACCGAGAUUAAAACCGUCAAGAUGGUUCUCCCCGGUAUCGCAGCAUGGUUCAUACUCGCCUGGACCGUCAUCUCAACAAUCCCAUUCUUCCGUCGCAUAAAAUACGAGCUCUUUGUCGUGCAACACAUCAUUUCUGUCGUGCUACUCCUAGUGUUCCUGGUCCUUCACGUUCCAGACCACCACCUUUUCAGCAUCUGGUGCGCCGUGGGCGUCUUCGCGUACGACGUGGUGACACGCUCGGCAAACCCCAUCUGGCGGAACUUACGGCUACGUGUCUCGGCGAAUCCUUCUGUGCGAUACGCCCACGACGCCCAGGUCGAAGCCGUAGACUCAGAGUUGACCGUUAUGACGGUUCGAAAUGUUGGGUUCAAGUGGAUACCUGGACAGCAUGUUUUGAUCUGGUCGCCGACUUUUAGAUGGGAGACGCCACAUCCGUUUACGAUUACGAAUAUUCCUGAUUCGCAGACGAAAACGCAAGACCUUCAAUUGACGAUCAAGACAAAGACGGGUUUAACCAGAGAUUUGAACGAUUGGGCGAGAAGAACUGGGUUGAGAGGGGAUACUGGAGGUCUACGCGUAAUGGUAACGGGGCCAUUCGGAGCGGUGCCGAAUUGGAAGCAGUAUGAGAAUUUAGUUCUCGUCGCUGCGUCGACCGGAGGAUCAUUUACGACGCCAAUUCUCGAGGAUCUACUCUCAUCUCAAUCCCCUGGCUGCAUCCGCACCAUCAGCGCUUUGUACAUUGUGCGGCACACAGCACACGCCAAAGUAUACCUCCAACGGAUAACUCGCCUACUAUCGCGCGCCAAAGAGAUGGGUAUAUCGACAAAGAUCCAAGUCGCAGUCACAAGAGGUCCCAACACUGUAUCCGAAGGCGUUCUCCAAGAUGAAAGUCGCGAAAGGUUAAUCGACCCAGAAACAGCAAGGGGACCUAGUGUUGAACUAGAGCGCUUCUCGAUCGAUUCUGCGCGAUCGUCGGAGAGUGCAAAGGAAGACCAGCUGUUGAAGGAAGAGGUGGAUAUGGACCUGGAUGGGGCGUAUGCCUCGGCUAUUGAACACACCGAUGGACGGCCUGAGAUUGCGACUUUCAUAAGGACUGCUGUUGGAGAUGUGCCAGGGAACGUUGCUGUUGCUGUUUGUGGAGGGGAAGCUAUUGAAAGGGCUGUCAAGAUGAGCGUUGCGACAUUGAGAAGAAGGAGUGGGAUGGACGCUGGUGAUGUAUAUUUGCAUGUUGAAAGGUCUGAUAUAUAA
Molecule: messenger RNA, 1839 nt
Organism: Fusarium graminearum PH-1
Lineage: Eukaryota; Fungi; Ascomycota; Sordariomycetes; Hypocreales; Nectriaceae
Exons: 3
Coding region: 1-1839 (612 amino acids)
Biological process (GO): iron ion transport; intracellular iron ion homeostasis; copper ion import
Cellular component (GO): plasma membrane
Molecular function (GO): ferric-chelate reductase activity
Source: RefSeq, a predicted model, not a curated record